Messenger RNA from Blepharisma stoltei, 3270 nucleotides. The record is from the annotation of a GenBank genome assembly. NCBI's taxonomy places the organism in Eukaryota, Ciliophora, Heterotrichea, Heterotrichida, Blepharismidae.
AUGAUAAGCUUAAAACAGGAUCUUUACACCGUUUUUAGCAAUCUUGAUACUUAUGAUCGUUUAAGCAAAACAAAAUGCUAUGCAUCUGCCUUCGGCAUUCAAGAGGCCCUUAAGCGUAUUUACCAAGACAAAAUUCAUAUAAUAGGCUCAGAGUUGACUUUGAUUAAUUCUCCCGCCAUCGAUGAUGAUGAAGUAAUUGGUGUGUUAUCUUAUACAAAGAAAAUCGAAGAGGCGAUUGCAAAUGAUGGUGAAAAACUUAAGAGGCCUAUUGUAGCCUAUUGAAAAUUAGAUGUAAGUAAAAACUCUAAUCUUGCAGAUGAACAAAUAGAGCAAAAAUACAUAUGGCAAACAAUGGUAGUUAUCCCCAAGGACUACAUAAAUAUUAACGGAGAACAUCUAUAUAACCCUUCUGAGCUAGUUUUUUCGAUUGAUUCAUCAGGAAAUAAUUAUAGUUUGCCUCCUCUCCUUAAAUACCUGCUUUGUACAAAAAUUUCUUAUAAUGAGCCUGAUGGACAAUCAGCUACCUUUGGAGGCUUUUUCAAAACUUAUUGGAUAUUCGAUCAUCAUAGCAUUAAAAUGUAUAAGCAUUGCCUCCAAAGCUGCCUAUUAUCAAUGUACAAUAUAGUUAUGCUGAUUUCAACAGGCAAAUCUGCCUUUUUAGAUUCAUUUUCUCAGUUUGAUUUGAAAUCAGCUUAUAAAAUUACAGCGCUAUUUGAACAACAAAGUAUUAUUCAAAUCCUGACACAAAAUUGUGAAAUAGGCUCGUGAGAUUUCGAGUUGAAUUGGCUUGAAUGGAUAAAAGACUCAAUUUCAAAUGAGCUUAAAAGAGAUAUGGAAGAUUGGGUAAUAUCGGAAGUUGAUGCGGGUAUUAUAUUAAGCAAAUUGAGCAUGAAUCAAUUGUGCAUAUUAAGGGAUUUUAAAGAAAAAGGCAAAAAAGAUAUGGCGCAUAAAUUUAUCCAAUCUUUAAAUAUUAGCCCAAUACCCUGCCACAAUAUCUUCCAAACACCAAUUUCCAAGAAUAAAAAGCUAAAAGAGUCUCCUACGACACCACAAUCAGUAAUUAGAGUCCAAAGUUCUUAUAAUUUUAGCACUAGCAAUAGGAAUUUUAAACUCAUGAUUGAUGAUAAGGCUGUCUAUGUGGAUAAAACAAUUUUCAUUAAAGCAAUUUUAGAUGACACGCGUCGAAAUUUUGCAAUUUUGAGACCAAGAGGUUGGGGCAAAACAUUGAAUUUAACUAUGCUAAAGACAUUUUUAAAUCCAGAGCAAGAUGAAAAUGGGCAAUUCGCAAAUUUGUAUUUAUUUACAGGAGGAAAAAAUAACACUGAUUUAAAUAAUUUGGACAGUAAAAAAUGCUUUGAAAUAAUGAAUGCUGAUAAUGGACAUUAUAGACAAUUUGCUGGGUGUAUUCCGACUAUUUUUUUUGCUUUUCCUGAUUUAGUUAAGAUAUUUUUACGAGGAUUAAUGUCUCCGGAAAUCCUUUUACAAAAAAUUCAAACAGAAAUUUCACGUGUGUAUAAAGAGCAUAUUUCUUCCUAUUGUCAGUACUUAGAGAAAAUAAUAGAGCAAUACGGAGUAGAAAUAAUGAAUUAUAAAAAUCGAGAUGUUGAGGUGCUGGAACAUAUUAUUGAUCGUAAUGAAAUAAUAUUGCCCGCUGAAAUUAAGCUGUUUAGAACUUAUCGGCAAUUCAGCUCACAAAUAGAUAUAAAUAUAGCACUGGAAAAUUUGGCUCAUAUGCUUCAUAUAAUUCAUAGGCAAGCUGUUAUUGUUAUUAUUGAUGGAUAUGAUAAAAAUUUUAAUAGAGGACUCACCGAAGAUAACCAGAAUGAAAUUGAGCUGCUCUUAUGGCAAACAAUGCAACAGCUCGUCGAUCAUACAGAUCAUUGCAUUAAAAAAUUAAUUGUAGCUGGAUAUUAUUAUGACACUUUGCUUGAAAUAUUUAGUCCAGAUGCUUUUUUUCCUUAUACUAUUUCGACAAAAUCAUAUUCAAAAUUCUUUGGAUUUACUGAAGCGGAUGUUGAAUGGCUGCUUAAUAAGCACUUAAUAGAAUAUUCAGACCGUCAUUUAAUGGAUCAGAAAACAUUAAUAAAAGACUGAUAUAAUGGAUAUAAUGUAGGGGGUCAUAAAAUAUACAACUCUCGAUCGAUAAUAAGCUGCUUGAAGCUUGCUGUUGAUAAUAACGAAUGACCUCUCAGUCAAUAUUGAAAUGAGUUUGAUAAUGAUGGUAGAUUUCUAACUUCGAUAUUCGAAGCUCUUAAAUUUGAUAAUGAAUUAUUUGAUAUAAUGAAAGCUGGGUAUCUUGAAUUGAAAAACCCGAUUAUUAAUCAACCUUGGACAGCAAAUAAUCCUUAUUUACUGCUACUUCAUGCAGGAUACUUGACUCUAUUAGAAAAUAAGAAAGAAAUCAAUGUUUUGGUAGUUCCUAAUAAAGAAGUGAGAAAAUAUUUUUACCCCAAAAUGCUUAAUGUAUGACUAAAGAUAACAGGAGAAAAUCAAAUUAAUUCUUAUGAUUGGUUAGACAAAUUUGUUGAAAAUUUAGAGCAUAAAGAUGAAGUUUCAAGAGCGAUACAAGAAGAAAUCCUUGAUAAAAUAAGCGAACGAACUGAUAAAAGUGAAAAGUUUUUUCAAACUAUCGUAGGAGGAGCAGGAGCAAUACCACUAUUAACAUCAAAUGAUCCAAAAUAUUUUAUCGGUUUUGAGAUAUCUAACAAAUUCAAAAAAAAGCUUGAUGGGAUUUUCAUUUCAAAGCGUGGAAAGGGGGAUGUUGCUAUAAUUCAUGAGUAUAAAAAGUUAGGAGAAGCUGAAAUUUCUGUGGUCUGUGAAAAGGCUCAUGAUGCGCUUUGACAAAUAUGCGCUAAAAAGUACAUAGAAGUUGUCUUAAAUCCAAAUUAUGACUAUCUCCAACGAAUGAUAAUUCGCGGAAUUGUAUUUUAUAGAAAUAUUGUUGAUGGAAAAUGAGAGAUUCAUAUAGACGAGCACCAAUUCAGCAUUAAAGUUGCAUUAGAUAUAAAUAAUCAUUUUAGUACUUCAAAAGGAAAAAUAUUUCCAGAGAGUUCAAUAUUGUGUCGAGAAAAUGAUGUUACUUUAACAAAUGAAAAAAGAAUUGAGUUUGGUGACGAAAACAUAGAAAGAUUAAUUCAAAAAAUCAAAGAGAAAGACUCCGGCUUGGAAAUCAUACGUAAUAAGUUACGAGAAAAAGAAGAGGAAGGAAAUAGUAGAAAAAGAAAAAGAAAUAUAGUACAAAAGCCAGAAAAGAGAUUUAAAAAAUCUUAA